AUGCCUAACUAUGAUGAGUUUGUGAUGGAACCCUUCUACUUUCCUGAGUUUCUUCAGGCUGACGACCAAGAUGAGGUCGCCGAAAAUCGAGGCGCUUACCGCAAUACGACAAAUUGGUGUCUAUUUGGUGAGAUCGUGAGAAUCGAGCUCUUUACCCGCGUAGUCCUCUUCUGCCGCGACAAACGCGACUUUGCGUUCCUCGUCGCUUUCUAUCCAGAUGGAAAUGCGCAGGUCGAUCCUCGCCCAUACAAGAUUGGGCAUACUGUUGCAGUCUUGAAUACCACUACCAAGAGAUUCUUGGAUGGAAGGGAGGGAGUUCGCGUGGAGAAGCUGGAAACUUGUCGGGCCUUUCCCUUGAAACUGGCAGACCUUUACCAGAUGAACACAGAGCUUGUCAAGUACACUGGAGGAAUUGACGAGCAAAGUGGCACUCGGCCGUGUCAGGCCUGUGGCAAGGAAGCACAGGAGCGCAAGAAGUGUGGCGGCUGUGGUUACUACUACUAUUGUGAUACGGCGUGCCAAAAGAAGGCCUGGGAGGGCAAGAACCACAAGAAGGGAUGCAAGGUCCUCAAGAAUCCCAAUAUGAGAAUGCUGCUGAAUCUCAAAGCCGCCACCCAAGCUCUCCGAUUCACAGAUUGA
This is a messenger RNA of Colletotrichum lupini, 639 nucleotides long. RefSeq lists its product as uncharacterized. The transcript is spliced from 3 exons. Bases 1 to 639 code for a protein of 212 amino acids. The record is from RefSeq and is a predicted model, not a curated record. Lineage: Eukaryota; Fungi; Ascomycota; Sordariomycetes; Glomerellales; Glomerellaceae.